Molecule: messenger RNA, 3297 nt
Organism: Drosophila grimshawi
Lineage: Eukaryota; Metazoa; Arthropoda; Insecta; Diptera; Drosophilidae
Gene: slim
Product: kelch domain-containing protein 10 homolog
Exons: 3
Coding region: 498-2339 (613 amino acids)
Biological process (GO): positive regulation of stress-activated MAPK cascade
Molecular function (GO): protein binding
Source: RefSeq, a predicted model, not a curated record
AAUUGCAGCUGCAAUGAUGUGCGUGCUUGGUGCUUAAGCGUAAUCAAUUGUGAAAUAAAAACAAAGCCCAAUAAGUUUUUAAUCGAGAGUUUUAUUAAAAUUAUAAACAAAAUAUAUUGACAAAAUUUUAGCCAGUGCGUAGUGUGUAAAUUUUUUCGACAUUCACUAUUACGGAGUACAUUCAGCCAUAUAUACACAUAUACAUAACGUAACAUGUGUGAGCGCGAGUGAGAGAAAACGUCAACAUGACAGCAACAACAACAACAAUAACAGCAGCAGCAGAACAAGCAGAGUAAAAGAGAAAGACCCCAGCCAGCUGUGUAGGUCGUCGUGGUCGAUUUCUGUUUUUAGGCUCCCAAAAUCAGUAACAAAAUUUAUAAGUCAAAAAUUCGUUAUUUACAUUAAUCUUAAGCCCAAAAACGUGUCACACACUGCAUAUUAAAAAAUAUUUUCGAAAAUUGUUCGUUAUUGAAUUGUGCGGGUGAAUUUCAAUUGUUAUGCACAUAUUCAAUUUAUACAAGCUCAAGUGCAUAAUUAUACACAAACUACGUCACAUCUGGACCGUCGUUGUAUUUGUCGCCAACUUGCUCGAUAACUAUUAUCGAAGGGCGAUCAAUCGGCAGCAGCUGCAGCCCCCUCACCCAAAUAACAAUAACAACAACAACAUUAUGGAACAAGAAAUACAAGACGAGGCGCCAGAAGAGCAGCAACAACAACAACAGCAGCAGCAGCAACAACCGCUGGAACAGGCGCAAGCUGAUUUUGUGGCACGUUUUAAUGCAAUUGCCGCAGCAGAACCGAUGGAUGCCAGUGACAUGGAGAACGAAGAUGCCGACGAUGAAAUCGAUAUCGAUGAUGACGAAGAUGACGUCGACGACGAUGAGAACGAACUAAGUGAUGUGGAGGAUUCGGAUCCCGAAAUGGAGGAAAUGUAUUCGGAUGGCGAUUGGACAACCUCGAACGAUGAGAGCGAAAUGUCCACAACCAUAUCGAAUGUGGGCCUCGGGCCCGUGGAGCCAUCCGAGCCAGCCGCAGUCCGACCCAUGUACAGCUUCCAGCCAGCUCGGCUGGUCAAGUGCCAGUUUAAGGAGAAGCACUGCAUCGGUGGCUUUCCACUGGGGCGCAGUGGCCAUCGGAUAAUCGCGUCCAAAUCGCAUCUUUACUCGCUGGGUGGCUACAAUCCGCGAAGUGCGUUAACUGCCGCUCGACGCGGCAGGUGUCUGCUCUUCCAGGAGCUGUGGAGCUACAAUUUCGCCACAAAUCACUGGAAAUUGGAACUGAAUGCGGACAACGCAAGCAAUAUGCCCACGGAGCUUGCUUCCAAUGCGCUUGCCAUUCACAAUGAUGUGCUGAUUUCGCAUGGUGGCACUGGUUAUCCGUUUGGAGAGUCGUGCUCGAAUGAUUGCUACGUUUAUCGCACGAGCGACACCAGCGCUGGCGUUGAGCGCUUGAAAGUUACUGGGGAUUUGCCGACGGCUCAGUACGGACCGGGCAUUGUCAUACACAAGCAUUAUCUGUACACGAUUGGAGGUACGACGGGCUUCGAUUACUCCUGCGAUGUGUACCGUUUGAAUCUGCAGACGAGCGUUUGGGAGAAUGUCUACAUCUGCAGGCCAGAAAUGCGCGACGAUCCGGAGGGUCGCUAUCGCCACGAAGUUGUCUACGAUGGCAAACACAUUUUCGUGCUGGGCGGCGGCACCUCGAAUUCGGUGUACGAUCUGCAGCGCAUACCGGCCUACAAUCUGGACGCAAAUAGCUGGGAUUACUUUGACACGUUGCCGGAUCGGAAGAGCUGCGCCUGGAGCCAGAAUGACAAGGGAUAUCCGCGACCACGCAAAUGUUUCUCCUGUGUUCAGCAUCAGUCGUCGAAUGGUGACAUUGAAGCCUUUAUCACUGGCGGCCUGCAGGGCGACUUCUCGACAUACUUCUCGGAUAUCUGGAAGCUGAAUUUGCGUACUAAACAGUGGUCCAUCAUACAGACGGCCAGCUUGCCGCGUCCAUUGUACUUCCACUCGGCAGCGCACUCGGAUAAUGGCUGCAUGUACAUCUUUGGCGGCAUUGAGUACAACGACAAGGAGACACUGAAGCGUCGUAAUGAUCUCUACAAAAUGUGGAUGACCAUACCAAAGCUAAGCGAAAUGUGCUGGGAUGCCAUCACCUACUACAAUGAUAAUCUCGAUCUGUACGAUCGCAAAACCCUGCUCGCCGCUGGCAUACCGAAGACUUUCACCGAGCGCCUGCCGCCGCAGCGCUCGUCCAGCGAUUCGGGCGAACCGGGCACAUCCAUGGUGACAUCGCUGUACUCGAUUGCGAAACGUGCACGUUCCCAAAUGCAAUAAUAGGCUAGCCUCGAGCUUUAAUCCUCCUCCCCUCUCCAUCCCCCAUCUCCCUGCCUAAAAUAAAAAGUUGUGAAUUGAGAAUGUGGCGUGAGUGAAUGCCCCUGUGUUGUCGUUAAGUUCGUUCGUUUCUGUUUUUAAAUGAAGAAAAAUCGUAAAAGAAAAAAAAACAACAAAAAAAAAAACAAAAACAAAGAAUAAUAAAUAUAAAAUACUUUAUUUAGUUUUUGAGCGCGCGCUGUGAUCGAAUGAAUACGGACAUUUAUAUUUCUACAUAUGUGUAUUUUGAUAUUUCGUAGACUCGAAUUGAAAGGCGAACAUGUUAAGCAUGUAAAUAAGACGUAAUUAAGUUUAGAUAGCUGAAAGGCAAUACGACAGGACGACAGGAGGCAAAUUAUGCAUUCAAAAUUCUAAAAGAAAAUAAUAAUAACCGGAGAACAGUCAGCGCACAGACCGCAGUGCACAGCCCAUACACAGCCACACCACACAUAAAUACAAUACAACUUAUUGCUAUAUGCCUAUUUAACUAUACUAUAUAACUGGUAUAUCCAUUCAAGUAUUGCUGUUUUAACCCUACCCACCCACAUACACACACCUUACCCAUGCAGCUAUUGCACCCAAACCCAAACUUGAAGGCUACACCAAAACAAUGACAUAUAUAUAAGAAGUACGAGCAGAGAGGCAGGUUUGCAGUUUUGCGAGUUGAAUGCGUUGUCUCGCAAGCUGCCCCCAAAAAGCAAUUGUAGUACUUCCGAUGUAUGUAUUUUUUUUGUCAAAGUGUACAUAAUAUUUAGACGUAGUAAUAUUUAAUUAAUCUAAGAUUGCGUCUUUAUUGUGGUAUCUUGGACCGAACCAGCCGAAUAUUUCAAAAACAAAGUUUGCUUGAAUUAUUACAUGAUAGCCAUCACCGGCUACAAUUUGGUUGAUUCUAAGUUAAUAAAGUUUUUAAUGUAACAAAUAA